Neopelma chrysocephalum (saffron-crested tyrant-manakin) is the source of this 3976-nucleotide messenger RNA. It is a transcript of the gene RIN3, whose product is annotated as Ras and Rab interactor 3. Gene Ontology annotation, molecular function: guanyl-nucleotide exchange factor activity; small GTPase binding. Lineage: Eukaryota; Metazoa; Chordata; Aves; Passeriformes; Pipridae. Gene Ontology annotation, cellular component: cytosol; endocytic vesicle. The record is from RefSeq and is a predicted model, not a curated record. Gene Ontology annotation, biological process: vesicle-mediated transport; signal transduction. Bases 206 to 3094 code for a protein of 962 amino acids. The transcript is spliced from 10 exons.
GCUUGUUUAGUCCUCUGCCCUCCGACACUACUGAGCCUGAAGCUGGUUUUAAACAUCCUCCCCCUGACGCCCCUUGAAAUACCAUCUUCAGUGCAAAACCUGAGGAUGUGGAGGUUCUGCUCAGCAAUGGAAAGGAAUUGCUUUUCUUACCGAGGAACUCUCAAGCCACUGUGAAACAGAAAGUGUCUUAAAGUUUGCUGUAAGGAUGAAAACAUCAGCAGGAGAGAAGGGAGCCAGGGAUGACUCAGGCCCUGUUGGAGAUACCAGUGAGGAGGGGAAAGAGACACACCUCUGUCAGGCCAUUGCCCUGCGAAACUGCGUCCCACUUCCAGGGAUCAGCAUCCUUGACAAACUCAUCAAGACGUGUCCUGUCUGGCUUCAGCUGAACAUGAGCCAGGAAAGGGCUGAGGAGAUCCUUGGCAAAGAAACAGCAGGGAUAUUCUUAGUCAGGAAAGAGGGUAAUGUGAACAACAUGGUCCUCGCAGUCCGCCUGCCGGUGCAGAACGAGGAUCCUGGUGUGCUGGAGUACAACAUCAAAGAAGAAAAAUCAAUCCUGUACCUGGAAGGAUCUGUCCUGGUAUUUGAGGAUGUCUUCAAACUGGUUGCCUUCUACUGUGUUAGUAGGGAUUUGCUGCCCUUCACCCUGAAGCUGCCACAAGCAAUAUUAGAAGCCAGUAGCUUUCAAGACCUUGAAAUUAUCUCUAGUCUGGGGAUAGAUUUUUGGGAUUCCUACUUAAACCACAGAAGAAGAGAAGAAUUAUCCCAUCCUGCAAAAGACCCAGACAGUUCAAGAUCUACCCAGCGUUUUGCAAGUAGCACAAACCAUUGCUCAUGUGAAAUUGAGCUGUCAAUAGGAAAUGACAGGCUGUGGUUCGUGAAUCCUAUUUUUAUAGAAGAGUGCAGUAAUCCUUUUCCUCCAGAUGUACCUCCUCCUAAAAGCCACACUGUGACCGUCGAUCUCCCCCCUGCCACCAUGAUCACUGAAAGGAGGUCUCCCCGCCGGCCCCCUCCACCUCCACCUUCUCACGCUCCGGUUCAGAAAUUUUCUCUGAAGCUCCCACAGGAUCCUAUGACUGCUUGUGAAGAAAACAAGCUGUUUCUUAAGCCACUAGGAAAGAGCAUAGAGGAAAUGAAAGCUGAGGGCGGUGACAGUAAAAAAGAAGAAAGGAAGCAGAGCUGCUCUGUCAGUGAGCUCUCAGCAGUGAGCCCUGAGAAGGGCUCCCAGCCCUCUGUCCCCCCACGGAGGCGGCUGUAUGAGCGGACCUCGGAGGAGAGCUGUGCGGGUAAGCCUGAAAGUUGUGAAACGAGGAAAGGGGAAGGGACAGAAGAAAAACAAGAUACAAGUACAGAGAGCAGAGAUAAAAGGUUACUGUGCAAAAAGGGUAUAGAAAUGCCCGGGGAGGUUUCCAAAAGGGCUGUAUCACGGUUUCAGGAGAUGAAGCCAGAACCUGCAGAGAAGAAGGAGGACGUGCCUGAGAUAAAAAUCAAUGCCAUUGAGAAAGGAAAGCCACCUCCUAUUCCACCACCAAGAAGGAAGAGGCUUUCCCAGGUACCAAGGAUCCAAAACUCCAGCCAGUCGAAGCUAAGAACAGUGGCAGAGACGGCCACAGCCACAGCUCAAGCUGUGUGCAAGAACAGCCCAGCUACAGUGGCAGGUGGUGCUACUUGCGCACACACCAAGACUGAACCAGAACAUGGCCACAAGCCUGUCAGCUCAGCUGAACUGAAAGGUUUGCACUUGUCCCUGGAGGACGUGGGAGGCAGCACAACAGCUCAAGCGUCAGCAUCUGAACCAGACUCCUACUCUACCAGCAGCACAGAGGAUGACAUGGAGAUGCUGAGUAGUUCAUCCGGUAAAAAGACACACUCCAUAAUCUUGGCCAAGGCCAAGAACAGGCUGUCCUUUGUAAACCUGUCCAACGUCUUCACAGUCUUUUUGUCUAGUGACAGGAAGCUGCAGAAGAAGAUAGUGGAACUGGCACAGGACAAGGAUUCAUACUUUGGCAACCUGGUGCGGGACUACAGAGUGUACAGUUUAGAGAUGAUGGCAAAACAGAGCUCCAGUACAGAGAUGCUACAAGAAAUCCGGUUGAUGAUGACACAGCUGAAAAGUUACUUAGUGCAGAGCACUGAGUUGAAAUCUCUGAUAGACCCAGCCUCCUACACUGAGGAACAGUUAGAAGUGAUUGCUGAGACAGCUUUAUACAAAUGUGUCCUGAAACCUUUGAAGGAAGCAAUUAAUUCUUCGUUAAAAGAAAUACACACUAAAGAUGGAUCCUUACAGCAGCUGAAAGAGAAUCAACUUGUGAUACAAAACACAACUACCACUGACCUAGGCAUCAUGACCAGUGUGCCUGAAACAGUUGUGAUGGAAAAGAUCCUUCACAAAUUCACAACCAUGCACAAGACCUACUCCCCAGAAAAGAAAAUUGCCAUCUUGCUGAAGACCUGCAAGCUCAUCUAUGACUCCAUGGCUCAGGGAAACCCAGGGAAGCCAUAUGGUGCAGAUGACUUCCUCCCUGUGCUCAUGUAUGUGUUGGCCCGCAGCAACUUGACUGAAGUCCUUCUGAAUGUGGAGUAUAUGAUGGAACUCAUGGACCCUGCACUGCAGCUAGGGGAAGGUUCCUAUUAUUUAACCACCACCUAUGGGGUCCUGGAGCACAUCAAGAACUACGACAAAAUCACCGUCACGCGGCAGCUGAGCGUGGAGGUUCAGGACUCCAUUCACCGCUGGGAGCGACGGAGGACGCUGAACAAGGCCCGAGCUUCCCGCUCAUCAGUGCAGGAUUUCAUCUCUAUCUCCUUUCUGGAAAUCGGUGCUCAAUCAAGGACACUUGCUUCCCGGAGCGACACCACAGCUGAGAAGCUGAGCCAGCAGUGUGCUGAGAAGUUUGAAGUCUCCAAUCCCAAGGACUAUGGACUCUUUGUUUAUGUUGAUGACCAGUGGCUGCAGCUGGAUAAAGAUGCCCUUCCUCACCAUAUUAAAUCCUCCCUGCUGAAGAGUGAAACCAAGAAAGAUUUCCAUUUUAUUUAUAAACCAAUAGACCCUAAAACCCCACCAGUUCCAAUUGUCAAAGAGUCAGACUUUCUCUAAUGGGCUGUGCUGUUUUUUUGCUGCAUUUGCUGUCAUCCUGGAAGGGCUGGAUAGUUUACCUUGUGAGAUCCUCUGGUAUCUGCAGUUCUCAAAAGGUCUCUGGAGUGUGGCCUUCAACACAGGGCAGGUGGGCUAAUUGUAGAUGCUGUCUGAACACAGGGCAUUUCUCAGCAGAGUUCAUUUGCAAAAGUAAAAGGAGCAUUCAGGAGAACGUUCAUCCUCUGGAAAACUUGAAAUAUCAAGCCUCAUAACCUCCCACUGGCAACCAGCUGACAUUGCACAAUGUAAACGGACAGUGGAGAAAAUCCAGAUAUCUUGCAGAAAAGUGGACAUUUACUUCAUACUAAAUUAAUGCAGGUGUGAAUCACCUCUGUGCACAAGGCCUGUGAAAGGUCUGCACACACUUACUUCAAUCUGUUUGGAGAUAAGACUGUGUUUGUGCCUUACAAUAUCUGUUCACCUAGUUUGAAUAAACUGGGUCUUGUCUGAUGUAUUCAGUGGCAUAGGGAUGUCACCUUUAGCAGAACUCCAUCUCCGUCUUGCUGUCAACAACAUGUCUUUGCCUUUGAAAUCCAUGUAAUUACAAACCAUGCAAGAUGAUCCUGUGCCUUCACUAAGAAUACAUUUUUUGCCAUCUAUUUUUCACUGAAAUCAGGUAGCUUAGGAAUUUUCAUCACUGUAUUUUUCUUAAAGGCUGGAAGUCUUCACCAUCAGUUUUAUAUGUACAGCAGUUUUAAUCACAUCGGUUGUAUGAUAGUGUUUGGUUAGUUGUAUAUUUAUUUCAAUGUGUGAUAUGGUGCAAUUAUUUUGAAAUAAGCCUGUGUAAAGAACUUAAUAAUUUGCCCAGUGUAUCAAACCAGAUUAAAAAUUUAAAGUCAAAAA